CUGAGCCACAUGCAUCCCUUGGCGGCCGGCCGGGCUUCCUGGAGUUAAUGUCCGUGCUGGGUCCGACGAGCCCAUCUGAAAGGGGCCUGUGUCGGAAGGAAAUCUAAAAUGAAGUUAUGGGAUGUUGUGGCUGUCUGCGUGGUGCUGCUCAGCACGGUCUCCACAUCCCCGCUGCCCGCCGGUAAGACGCCUCCCGAGGGGCCCCCUUCAGUGGUAGAGGGGCCUGAAGACGAUCACUCCCCCAUCAGCCUGCCGCCUCCCUAUGCUGUGCAAAGUGACUCUAACAUGCCAGAGGAUUAUCCAGAUCAGUUUGACAAUGUAGUGGACUUUAUUCAAGCCACUAUAAAAAGACUCAGAAGGUCACCAGAUAAACAAACUCCAAUUUUUUCUAAGCGGGAGAGAAGUCGGCAAAAUGCAGCUGUUAAUACAGAGAAUUCCAGUAAAAAGGGACGGCGAGGUCAAAAGGGCAAAAAUCGAGGUUGUGUCUUAACAGAAAUACAUUUAAAUGUGACUGACUUGGAUUUGGGAUAUGAAACCAAAGAAGAGCUGAUUUUCCGGUACUGCAGUGGAUCUUGUGAUGCAGCCGAGACCACAUAUGACAAAAUUUUAAAAAAUUUAACCAGAAAGAAAAAGCUGGUCAAUGAUAAAGUGAGGCAAGCUUGCUGCAGACCCAUUGCCUAUGAUGAUGACCUUUCAUUUUUGGACGAUAACUUGGUUUACCAUAUAUUGAAAAAACAUUCCGCUAAAAGAUGUGGAUGUGUCUGAUUUUUUUUUUAGAUUAAUACAAUAUUGCAUUCCUACUACAAUGCAAAGAACAGGACCAAGGUUCCCAAGGAAACGUCUGUUCAGAACUGAGAAAGAGGACCAAGAAUGCAGGAAAACAGAUGUCAUGGGAGCCUGGUAGGACAAGAUCCAGCACAGAGAACUGGACAGGAUAGAAAAGUUGGAACUUUUAAUUUCUACAGGAAAGCAAAUAAAAGGCAUCAAAGCUCAGGGUGGAGUUUCAGAAUGGAUGGGUGGAGGUUGCUAUCACUAUUUCAUUUGAUAUGGUCCACUAUCAAUGAGAGUUGAAUCAGCUAGGAAUGUGCUUAAAAACACAACCUAUUAAAUAUCAUGCCUUGUUCUUAUUUUUUAUUAAGUUUAGUUAUAAAAACUGGGGUAGCAUUAAUAAUGGUAAGCUUAAGUGGUAUUAGCUUCACUCCAAUAUACACCCUAAUAUUGCCUGUUAAAAGAUUAUUCCAAAACACUGGAGAUAACUUUUUUAUUACAUAGUAUAUGUGCAAGGUUAAAUCAGGCAAGUGUCAAAAUUAAUCAGCUAAAGUUCAUCCGGGGAAAAUCAACACAAAACAAAACAGUUCCACUUACUGUUUGAUUUAGGCUAUUUCCAUUUCACAUUUCUUCAAAACAGUUAAGUAUCAGAUUUAAUUCUUCUAUUACCUCUGAAAACAAGUUGUGUUUUUAAGCACUCACUCCUAGUAGAAUAAUAGAAACAAUGAGCCUGGCCUACACAAAUGCAAAAUGUGUUUCUUUUGGUUUACAAAGGACUAAUGUCACUUACAUAACUCCUUUAAUAUUUGGUCAUUGUGAGUGAACAGACUACUUGAUGCAAUGCAUCCAUUCAAAGACAUAAAUAUACAGAAGAUAUUUAUUGAGAUUUAAGUUAUUGUUAUUUAUUACAGUUCACUAAUGAGUUUCCGUUCCUUAUUUAUUAAAGUUUUUUUCAAAGGUGCCAAAGUGGAAUGUGCUCGCAAGAUACAAAGACAGUUAAGCUGGGAACAAGGGGCCAUGCUUUUAAAAGUAUUAACAGUUAACUUGAAAGCAAAAAAUCACUUACUUUACCUUUUUUAACAAAACCCUGUUUAAAAUCUCAAAAUAGAGGGACAAAGUCUGCAACCCAUAUUCAUGUUGAAUAACAUUUAUGUGAGCAACUCCAUUACUACCCGUAUGAGUUAGUGACACUCCACAUGAGUGCAGGUUGCAGAAUGGGGGCCAUUAUUAUCAAUUUGUUAGAAAAAGUAAUUAUAUUAAUAUUAUAAUGUUGAUGCAGUUUUUCUCACAAACACUUCUUCUGCCAACUGACCUCACAAGUAUGAUUGACAAAUGAAGAUUAAUCACACUUUUGUCAUUUUAAUUUCAUGUUAUAUUUGUUUUUUCUUUCCAUAUUUCCAUAUAGAAAAGGUUAAAUCCCUUUUUGUAGUUAGUCCUGGAUUUAAUGUAGACUGAAGGUAAACAAACUAUUUUGUUAAAUAACCAAAGUGUUUUGUAUAAUUUGCUGAAACAUUACAGGAUUCAACUGGCAUAGUAAAAAUCAUUUUAAGUUUUCAUCUAAGAUACUGCUUUAAGGUGAAGGAGGUUAUGUAUCAAAGGGAUUAGCACAAGUUAUGAAGCUGGAGGUUUAUUUAUUAAAGAUUAGCAGAAAUGUGUUUAUAUUAGACAUAAUAGACAACUGAAGUGAAGACUUGACUCCCACAAAAACAAUAUCCAACCAAGAAUCUACUGAACAACAACAACAACAGUUAGGAUCAUAAUUUAUCCAAUCCAUGUAAUGGCUCCAUACUUAUUCUGUUCCUUUUAAGUGCAUGGAACCUGCACUGAUACCAGUGGGGAAGGUCCCAUGGUUGGGGGGGGGGGGAGAAAGAAAGGAAAAACACACAAAGAUCCACCAUCGUGUGGCUUAAAGGAGAAUUUUGCCCUAAAUCAAGUUUCUUCACUAAGGUCCCAAUCCUACAAUUGAUGAUAAGUGAGCACAGUCAUCUUCAUGGGCUCUGAAUGCAUGACAAUCCACCACAUGCAAUCAAUUGCAGGAUUAGAGUCUAAGGCCCGACUCCAGCAAAGCACUCAAGAUCAUGAAUAGUCCCAUGGAAGUCAUUAAGCACGUGUUUAAGUGCUGUGCUGGGUCAGGGGAUUAACCACUGUG
This is a messenger RNA of Terrapene triunguis (Three-toed box turtle), 2917 nucleotides long. RefSeq names its product glial cell derived neurotrophic factor (gene GDNF). Gene Ontology annotation, biological process: negative regulation of neuron apoptotic process; positive regulation of branching involved in ureteric bud morphogenesis; peripheral nervous system development. NCBI's taxonomy places the organism in Eukaryota, Metazoa, Chordata, Testudines, Emydidae. The transcript has 3 exons. The coding region runs from base 109 to 765 and encodes 218 amino acids. The record is from RefSeq and is a predicted model, not a curated record. Gene Ontology annotation, molecular function: growth factor activity; glial cell-derived neurotrophic factor receptor binding; receptor tyrosine kinase binding.